Messenger RNA from Babesia ovata, 2436 nucleotides. Its product is annotated as lipoLPP family protein, putative. Lineage: Eukaryota; Apicomplexa; Aconoidasida; Piroplasmida; Babesiidae. The transcript has a single exon. The coding region runs from base 1 to 2436 and encodes 811 amino acids. The record is from RefSeq and is a predicted model, not a curated record.
AUGCUAGACGAGCAGGACUUGGAGACACUGUGCGGAGGCGACCAGGGUCUGAACAGGCUGCUGAACCGCCAUUGUCUUUACACCAGCAGCCCGGAGGGUGCAACUGCUGACACAGUGACCAGUGUACGUUCACCUGAAACGGGCGGACCAUACGCUUCAUCUGGCAAUCUUGACUCUAGGAACAUCGGAAACAAAUCUCAAGCUUACGUGGAUAGCUACGGAGCUCAGAGUGCGUCGCAUGUGAGUCAUCGGCAAGAUGCUGGUUACGCCGCGGAUAGCGCACGGCAGGACGCCGCACCCUCCCUUGACGACCUGUUACAGCGUCUGGACAACCUCAAUACCGCACUGGGGCGGCAGGCUGACUCAUUGCAACGCGAUGCGAAUGGAAAGCUCGAGAAAUUAACAGAGGUCGUACGGUCGUCCAACACCGUUGGAGGCCCUUUGGACGUAAACGACCUUGCCAGCUCAUUACAUCAGUGCGAGGAUGUGGUAAAUUCCAUCUCUCACAAACACCUUAAGCUUCAAGACCUCCAUACGCUUGACUACCUGGAGAAGAUCCUUACCUUGAACAUGAAUGCGGUUUCGCUGAUCCACAACUGGGAAGAAACCUUGAGAACAAUUCAGGGCUCACUGCAGUCAUUCGAGCGUUUCCGGGAGAAGGGAGGUGUUCUUACGAAAAUGCUUAUGUCGGAUGAUGCUGUCGACGGCUUCACCUACGAAAAUGCAACGACGCUGCGGGACAUUUUCCUGCGUUUGCACUCUACCGUUGAGCAAUGCUUCGUCAACGACCCCAAUUUCGGUCAUAUGUCGGGCACGUUGGGAAACCUUCGCCUGAAAUACUCGGAAGUGGUGAGCGACAUCUGCUACGACGUCUGCACCCGCUUCUUCUCUCCGUUUGAAACCACCUACACUCCUUCACCGGAGGCUUCGGCUGAGGCCUUUCGCCGCCUUGUGGACCUGGCGGCAGACGUUUUCAAGCCCUCCUAUGCUGAAACAUUAUUGGUGCAAUGUUUCCGUCGAGUUAUGGAUGGGCUGCUGAACACUCAGUUCUUUACCAUCUGGGAAGAGAACGUUAGCAAACUUCCCAAUGGUGACGACCUUUCGUUGCUUCCGGACGACAUCGGCGUAAUAGUAUCGUCUUGCGCUGCCACGAUGAACGCCUUUUACGACUUCCUGGUAAAAUUGGUCACGGAUCGCAUGGAUUUGUUCAAGGGAUUCUUCGCCGCCAUGGGUGCGCGCAGUAUAUGCGCCAGCCCUGACGCAGCGCUGAACACCUGUAUCCGCGAUGUUGUGCAGAAUGGGAUGCUAUACUUCGAAGUUUUCGACAAAACUCUCGCUCGUCUGCCGCGCGCCGUUUUCUUAACUGUCGCCACGGAGGUCAUGAGGUCGGCGCAGCCUAUUGCCGACAAGCUGGUGGAGGCGUUUUCAGCGUUACCUUUCCAUGAAGAAAUUACCCAGAUGCCAAUACUGCCCAAGGGCAUGCUGGUUCGCUACAUCAACGCACUGGACGACCUUAGUGCGGAAAAUUGCUGGCGCAGUGCACCAGCCUCAGAUUCGGUGGACGACCACAUCUCACGCCUCGAGCAGUUAGUGACAUAUACGACGGGCCUGAAAUGCACGAGCAAUGGCACUCUAUCGCAUGGCGACGGUCUCGACAUUUACCAACCUCUAGCCUGGAUUUACAACCGACUGUUGCUCUGGCAUUUGAGGGAGUGCUACAAGGCGGUCAUGUCCGGCUGCGGCAACGCUCUGACCGGUUACUUCAUGGCCCUGAGCCAACAGGAAAUGAGCCGCGAUAUGAACACGGAGAACGAGUCCGACUGUCGGCGCGUGCUGUUGGCGCUUACGAGUGGCAGUCGCAGCAUGGCCGACGCCAUGGAGAAAUCGCUGGCACCCGCAGCAACAGCUGGCGAACAACAAUCCGUGUUGUCCAAGGCCAUCACACAUUGGUAUGUUGCUAGUGGAAACGUGACAUCGUUGGAUGGAGUGAACGCAUCGGUGCGUCAGUGCUUCUCGGAGCCUUUCCCUACGGAGGGCGGGUCAUUUUUCCACGAUGAAUCAGGCGCCGUUUCCGCGGCCGUCACCAACAUUGUGCGUUUCAUAGCUCGCAAGGCGUCCAACAUAAUGCGGAACUACGCGAACGCCGCUGCCGAGCCGGAGUCCGACACCGACGUCUCCAGUUCCGUGCUGCUGCUCAGCGGGUACUUCACGGCACUGUUACCGCUGUUCGCGGACGACGACAUGCUGCCGAAUAGAAUCCUGGCACAGGCGUUUACGGUGUUCGUCGACGAGGAGCUGGAGAGGCUGGCCGGUGCCCGCCCCUCCGACCCCGCCCUCCUGCAGCGCUACCGCGCUGACAUUUCGCAACUGAUCGUGAUAAGCAACUACUGCGGCUCCGACGUCAACGAAUCGCUUGAGAUGCUACUUUCAGCAUGA